Messenger RNA from Colletotrichum aenigma, 4449 nucleotides. RefSeq names its product ZEB2-regulated ABC transporter 1 (gene ZRA1-6). Gene Ontology annotation, cellular component: membrane. NCBI's taxonomy places the organism in Eukaryota, Fungi, Ascomycota, Sordariomycetes, Glomerellales, Glomerellaceae. The transcript has 10 exons. Gene Ontology annotation, molecular function: ABC-type transporter activity; ATP binding; ATP hydrolysis activity. The record is from RefSeq and is a predicted model, not a curated record. Gene Ontology annotation, biological process: transmembrane transport. Bases 1 to 4449 code for a protein of 1482 amino acids.
AUGGACCAACACUUAGUCAGUCCUCAUGAGGACGUUAGGCCAGCGUCAUCCAACGACACUCUCCGGGAGAAGACGAUUCAAGAACAGCACCACCAGAGCGACGAGACAGACCUGGAAGUCAGCGAUGACGGGGCCAACGAGCUCGUUCGUGGCUACAGCUUAGAGCUUGUCCGCACAUCCACCCGUCCGAAUAGCUCCUUCGUCAACCCCUUCCUUUCCAAGGAUCCUUCUCUCGACCCCAGCAGCCGCGAGCAUUUCAACGCCAAGAAGUGGACCCGAUCGCUGCUCCAGCACUCUGACCACGACCCCGAAAAGUUUCCCAGGUUAGAAGCUGGCGUCGCGUGGCGCAACUUGAGCGUCCAUGGCUUCGGUACCGACACGGACUACCAGAAAGAUGUUCUGAACGUCUUGCUCCAAGGACCCAUGAUGAUUAAGCAAUUCUUCAGCAACAGGAGACAGAAGAUUGACAUCUUGAGGGAGUUUGAUGGUAUUGUGAAGAGUGGUGAGAUGCUUCUGGUUUUGGGACGACCAGGAAGUGGAGUUUCGACUCUGCUGAAGACCAUUGCUGGAGAGACGAACGGCCUACAUCUUGAGUCGCACUCACACCUCAGCUAUCAAGGUAUCCCGAUGGAGACGAUGCACAAAGCAUUCCGAGGCGAAGUCAUCUACCAGGCCGAAACCGACAUCCACUUCCCUCACAUGACGGUCGGGCAGACGCUUCUCUUUGCCGCUUUGGCCAGAACACCCAAGAACCGUCUUCCGGGUGUCAGUCGACAGCGAUACGCUGAGCACCUCCGAGACGUCGUCAUGGCCGUCUUUGGCAUCUCUCACACUAUCAACACCAAGGUCGGCAAUGACUUUGUGAGAGGCGUCAGUGGUGGCGAGCGUAAGCGUGUGAGUAUCGCGGAGGUCACCCUCAGCCAGAGCCCAAUCCAGUGUUGGGACAACAGUACCAGAGGCCUGGACAGUGCUACGGCUCUCGAGUUUGCCAAGACGCUCCGGUUGUCUACCAAUGUCGCCAAGACAUCAGCCGUCGUGGCCAUGUAUCAGGCUUCACAGCCGGCAUACGAUGUGUUUGACAAGGUCUCUGUUCUCUACCAGGGCAGGCAGAUUUACUUCGGCCCUACGGAACUCGCCAAGCACUACUUCGUCGAAAUGGGCUACGCCUGCCCCGACCGCCAGACCACCGCCGACUUCCUCACAUCUCUCACCAACCCCGCCGAGCGCGUUGUUGGACCCGGCUUUGAGAACAGGGUGCCCAGAAGCCCAGACGAGUUUGCGACGGUGUGGAAGGGAAGCCAGCUGAGGGCUCGUUUGGUGGAGGAGAUCCACUCAUUCGAGGAGCAGUAUCCCAUGGACGGCUCAGGCGUGAACAAGUUCUCUGAAGUUCGCAAGGCGCACAAGCAGUCUCUCACGUCCUCGAGGUCACCGUAUACCAUCUCUGUGCCGAUGCAAGUCUGGCUCUGCAUGACGCGUGGGUAUCAACGACUCUCUGGCGACAAGCUGUUCUUCUUUGUGACGGUACUCGGCAAUAUGGUGAUCUCGCUCGUGCUGGGCAGCAUUUUCUUCGACUUGCCAGCAGAUGCAUCGAGCAUGAACUCUCGUUGCAUCCUCAUCUUCUUCGCCAUCCUGUUCAACGGGCUGAGCAGUGCUCUUGAGAUCCUCACACUUUACGUGCAAAGACCCAUCGUCGAGAAGCAUGCACGAUACGCCCUCUACCACCCAUUCUCGGAAGCCAUCUCCUCCACAAUCUGCGACCUUCCCAGCAAGAUCCUCUCAACUCUCGCCUUCAACAUUCCGCUCUACUUCAUGGCCAAGCUCCGCCAGGAAGCAGACGCGUUCUUCAUCUUCCUGCUUUUCGGCUUCACCACCACCCUAUCCAUGUCCAUGAUUCUGCGCACCAUCGGCCAGACCUCGAGGACGAUCCAUCAAGCUCUUACGCCAGCCGCGAUCUUCAUCCUGGCCUUGGUCAUCUACACCGGCUUCAUCCUCCCGACCAGCAGCAUGAAGGGCUGGCUCCGUUGGAUCAACUACAUCAACCCCAUCGCCUACGCUUUCGAGAGCCUUGUCGCCAACGAGUUCACCGGACGCCGAUUUCCUUGCGCCGACUACGUGCCGGCCUAUCCGAACGCGACACCGUCUCAGCGUGCUUGUGCUGUAGCUGGGGCCAUGCCAGGGGCCAACUUUGUUGAUGGCGACUUUUACAUGAAUGCUCAUUUCAGCUACUUCAAGUCUCACAUGUGGAGAAACUUCGGUAUUCUCAUUGGUUACAUCAUCUUCUUCUUCACUGUCUACCUUGUGGCAGCCGAGUUCAUCACGACAAACCGCUCCAAGGGCGAGGUGCUGCUUUUCCGCAAGGGGCACAAGUCCACAACUCCCUCAAAGGCGGUGUCUGACGAGGAGACGGGGCGGUCUGAUCGCGUUUAUCGCAAUGAAAAAGAGGUAGUUUCUUCUCCGCACCACACUGCGACCAGACAACCAACUCGCCAACAGCAUCAAGCGGUCUUCCACUGGAAGGAUGUGUGCUACGACAUCACGAUUAAGGGAGAGGACCGACGCAUUCUUUCGCACGUUGCAGGAUGGGUGAAGCCUGGGACACUCACUGCAUUGAUGGGAUCUACUGGUGCUGGCAAGACCACUCUGUUGGAUGUUUUGGCCAAUCGAGUCACGAUGGGCGUCGUUUCUGGAGACAUGCUAGUCAACGGCAUCCCGAGAGAUCAAUCGUUCCAACGCAAGACGGGUUACGUGCAGCAGCAGGACAUUCACCUCGAGACUUCGACGGUGCGCGAGGCACUGCAGUUCAGCGCUAUGCUUCGACAGCCUGCAUCCAUCAGCCGGCAAGAGAAGUACGCCUACGUCGAGGAGGUCAUCGAGCUUCUGGAGAUGGAGGCCUAUGCGGAUGCGAUUGUCGGCGUCCCUGGCGAGGGUCUCAACGUUGAACAACGAAAACGCCUCACAAUCGGCGUCGAGCUAGCCGCCAAACCAGACCUUCUCCUCUUCCUCGACGAACCCACCUCCGGCCUCGACAGUCAAACAGCGUGGUCCAUCGCAUCCCUUAUCCGAAAGCUCUCCGAGAACGGCCAAGCAAUUCUCUGCACCAUUCACCAGCCUUCCGCCCUCCUCUUCCAGCAGUUCGACCGCCUUCUACUUCUAGCCCACGGCGGCAAAACCGUCUACUUUGGCGACAUUGGCGAGAACUCCCGGACGCUCACAGGUUACUUUGAGCAGUACGGAGCCACCCCCUGCGGCCCGGACGAGAACCCCGCCGAGUGGAUGCUGAAGGUCAUCGGAGCGGCGCCGGGUGCCAAGGCGGAGCGGGAUUGGCAUCAGACGUGGAAGGAUAGCGACGAGUCUGUUCAGGUGCAGCGGGAGCUCGCACGACUGGAGAAGGAAUCACCUGCGGCUGGAGCUUUGGGGACCAGCGAAGAGAUGUCGACUUACGCGACGCCGUUUUCUACGCAGUUGGCUAUGUGCACCAGGCGUGUGUUCCAGCAGUACUGGCGUACGCCUUCGUACAUCUACUCGAAACUGAUUCUGUCAGGCGGAACAAGUCUCUUCAUCGGUGUCUCAUUCUACAAGGCAGAACUCACGAUGCAAGGCCUCCAGAGCCAGAUGUUCUCCAUCUUCAUGCUCCUGGUCGUCUUCGCUUUCCUCGUCUACCAGACGAUGCCCAACUUCAUCCUCCAGCGAGAGCAGUACGAAGCAAGAGAGCGAGCCUCGCGUGCGUACUCGUGGUACGUCUUCAUGCUGGUGAACAUCAUCGUCGAGCUUCCCUGGAACACCCUGGCCGCGAUCGUCAUCUUCUUCCCCUUCUACUACCUCGUCGGCAUGUACCGCAAUGCGAUCCCCACAGACGCGGUGACUGAGCGCGGAGGCUUGAUGUUCUUACUUGUCUGGGCGUUCAUGCUUUUUGAGUCGACUUUUGCGGACAUGGUCGUUGCUGGCGUACCCACAGCCGAGAUUGGAGCUACGUUGUCUCUCCUUCUGUUCGCCAUGUGCCUCAUCUUCUGCGGUGUCAUCGUGCCUAUGGGCUCCCUUCCCACAUUCUGGAAGUUCAUGUACCGAGUAUCUCCACUCACCUACCUCGUCGACGGCCUCCUCUCGACUGGACUCGCUCACAAUGCCGUGCAGUGCUUGCCGCUGGAACUUCUGCAGUUCUCGCCGCCCGCCAAUGUCACUUGCGGAGCUUACAUGGAGACGUACAUGCAGGUUGCUGGCGGCAGGGUCUACAACCCAGAAAGCACCGAUACCUGCCAAUUCUGCUCAUUGGCCGAUACGGAUAUGUUCCUGGCCAUGACGUCCGCCUCGUAUGACAAGAGGUGGCGCAACUAUGGGCUGAUGUUUGUGUACAUUGUCUUCAAUCUGUUUGCUGCUUUGGGGCUGUAUUGGUUGGCUAGGGUGCCGAAGAAGUUUUCGCUGUCGCAGCCGUGGAAGAAGAAGACUGCUUAA